AUGGACCAGAUAAUGUCGGAUGUUAAUGACUCUCAGCAAAGGCGUCAGCCCUUGAGAGAUGUGUCGAGCCGGAUGAACAACUCCAAGUCGCCAAAUAUCGAGACACCGCGCUUGAGGAUCCAGGAUUCCGAGCACCUGAAGAGUCCGGACCGGAUGUCUGUUCUUAUGACUCCAACACCCCAAAGAAACAAGGAAAAUGAGCGCCUCUCCGUGGCCACCGACCUGCAGCCCGACUCAGCCCGAAACUCCAUCAUGUCUGCGGCAUCCAUAUUAUCAACCAAAGGAAAAAGAAAAACACACGUGGGACCAUGGCAGCUGGGACGAACACUGGGGAAGGGGGCCACUGGGCGAGUUAGACUGGCCAAGCAUGCUGUCACCGGGCACACGGCCGCUAUCAAGAUCGUUUCCAAGAAGUCAGCUGCUAUGGUUCAGAGUGAGAGUAUCGCGGCGAUGGACCGUAAUAUGGGAAACUUCCCUACCAACUCAGCCACCCGACAAAUGCCCUGUGGAAUUGAACGUGAAGUGGUUAUCAUGAAGUUGAUUGAACAUCCAAAUGUGAUCAGUCUCUAUGAUGUUUGGGAAAACCGGGGAGAAUUGUACCUUGUGCUUGAACACGUCGAGGGUGGAGAGUUGUUCGAUUAUGUAUCUAACAAUGGUCCACUACCAGAAGAAGAGGCUGUGCGACUAUUCCGACAGAUCAUCGCGGCCCUUGGGUAUUGCCAUCGUUUCAAUAUCUGUCACCGCGAUUUGAAGCCCGAAAACAUCUUGCUUGAUUCAAACCAUAAUGUCAAGCUUGCUGAUUUUGGUAUGGCUGCACUGCAACCUGCUGGUCAUUGGUUGAACACUUCAUGUGGUAGCCCUCAUUAUGCAGCACCAGAGAUCAUUUAUGGUCGAAAAUACCGCGGCGACAGAGCUGAUAUGUGGAGCUGUGGUAUUAUUCUCUAUGCCCUUUUGACUGGUUACUUGCCUUUUGAUGGAGGGGAUUUGGGAAGCACCCUGCGUCUUGUGAAGAAAGGAGACUACAUCAUUCCUCCCGAAUUGAGCGAUGAAGCAGCCGACCUCAUCCAGCGUAUCCUCCAAAAGCGUCCAGAAGAUCGGAUAUCUAUGCAAAAUAUUUGGUUGCAUCCGUUGUUGACCAAAUAUGAAAAACUUCACAAUGCCAUGGUUGAUCACUAUGUUGGCCCUCCUCCUGCCCUGUCGGUGAAUGACUGCGGUCCAACCCUGUCCAGUCGGCAGGACAUUGAUCUUGAUAUCCUUCGCAAUCUGCAGACUUUGUGGCAUGAUGUUAAGGUCGACGACCUAAUUCAAAGGCUUCUGUGCAUCGAACCGACCCACGAGCGGAUGUUCUAUAACGCCUUGGCAAAAUUCCGGGAUGAGCAGCUGGAAAACUACCAAGGACAGCCUCUAGAGUACUCGGCUAGUGAUUAUCAUCACAUCUCCCGCCCCGGUGGUAGAGUUCGUCGAGGCCGCAGCCAGACGGGCCAGGGUAGUUCUAAGCAUCGGGCUCAGUUCCCGUCUGUUAAAGAGUUCCCUCGCCGCCUCAGCUCCUUCAAGGAACCGAUGUCCUCAGGUACUGUGGAGAGCUAUGACCCAUACCGGUCACCCAAGCAUGGUGGCACAGGCUCCGAAGCACAAUAUGCAAAUGUUACUGUGCACCGAGAGUCAUCAGAAAACCCCCAAGCUAUUCUAUCAUCGCCGAGGGUGAAGCCUCCCCCUUCCAUUGCGGAGGAGCAAGAGCCAGAGGAGUCAGAUGGGCCGGAUGGCUCACCAUUCACUGUUCUCCAGAAGCGUAAGCACGGGCCCAGCUCCAUGAAGUCUUUCGUCUCCUCCAAGGUACCUCAUUCCAGCUCCAGGGCUCGCGGAAUGUCGACACACUCCAUGGGCUAUCGUCGCAACGUUUCUUUCCACCACGCUCGCAACCGGUCUCAUGGAUCUACAUCGGCCAAACCCAAGAAGAGAAAGAUUGCGACACCAACGCAGCAAAAUGAGAUUAAGCGGUCACCGAGCACCUGCAGCUUGCGACUUAUGGCAGAUGGCCUUGAUCUCCCGGACAUGCCAAGCAGCCCGCCCCUACCAGCACAGCCAACCGUGGUGCGAGCGAAUGGUCCGAAGGUUAAGAGCUUGGGGCAAAUCAGGAAAGUUCGCGAUACAGACUACACAUGGAAGGAGGACACUCGAAAAGUCUCCCAUGAGCUCAGCCAGAUCUGCGAGGAGGCAUUCAAUGGAAGCUCUGCUACAACCAUUCGCACCACGAGCGGCGCAUCUGGAUACGAAACCCCGGGAACUCCAGUGUCAAUGGCAAGCCCCGAGCAAGCUCAGCCUACUUCAACGAUCGCGGUGUCUAAUACUCCCCAGGAGUCAUCCCGAUCUUACAAUAUCAAGGAGCUCACCGAGACACGCCAAAAGCUCAUUGAACACAGCCGUGGCCGAAAGGACAAUGUCCCUGCCUAUCUGUCUGGUGUCAUCACUCAUCUCGAUCGCUUGAUUGAAGAAGAUCAGGUCCAGAACGGUACACGGAGAGAGUUGGAUGUAGCACCUUCUCAAGAUCCUUUCAUCACUUCACCGAGCGAGACCUUCCUCCCUGCUAUCAGUGAGGAUGCCGCAAGCCCUGUCCGCGCACCCAGUGAGACCAGCCCUCGGCGUCACCAAAGGCCAAGGGCUUCCCUCGCUACAUCCCAGGGCGGCGAUGCUAAGGCAACCAUUCGGAUGGUCCCCCACAGCUCAUUCCGCUCUAUGGAGGAAGUCAAGCCUCUGACAAUUCGGAAGAAAAACCACAGCAAGUUUGCUUCCUCCGAUGUUCGUGAAUUUGCUAUGGGUGAGUCUGCGGGCAGCGAUCGGAACUUUUCCGUUGGAUCUCGACAUGCCGGUCAACCUAGUGGGCUGGCUCCAAUCGAAGAAAUCCCACUGUCCCCUAAGAAAACAACAGCCCGGGCCUCCGAAGGGAAGAAAUGGUCAUGGGCUCUGAUAAUCCCCCCUGCUCUCCCACCCAAGGACAGCCACCUCAUUGUUCCCAGUGGAGGCACGACUGUGCACAAUCCGAUUACCCUCGAGCCUGCUUCUCCUCCCAAUGCAGAGAAUACGGAGCGAGUCCCAAGACGGAAGACGUCUAUGGAUCGCUUUGGCGGUGGAUUUUUCAAGAAACUCUUGACCAAGAAGUCCAACCAGAAUAUGCAAGAACCUCCUGCUAGCAAGGAGACAGACAUCCAAACCGUGCCAACCAAGGAUAGUCGUUACUCUUCUUUGAUGUGCAAGGGACUUGCAGACACCGACAGCUCCGUCGAAGCUGAUGACCCUCCAAACUCAUCCCGCCACAAGCGUCGCUCAAUUGCCAACCACAACUGGUUUGCCCGGGUCUUCCAGAUCAAGCCUGCUACCCAAGUGAUUGCACUGAACACAUCCAAGGUCAAGGGACGCAAGGAACUCUACAAGCUCCUUCGCGAGUGGAGGGAUUUCGGCAUGGAAGAUGUGUACCUGGACAAGACCAACAGCAUUGUUCACGGCCGUGUCAGCGAAGCAAAUUUCCUCCAUCUUCGAGAGGUUGAGUUCACUGCUGAAUUUUACACUGUCCUUGAGCACGGCCACCAAGCCAACCUCAGCUUGAUUCGCUUCAAACAGGAGCGUGGCGCUGCUUCGUCUUUCAGCAAGGUCGUUGAGACUGUACAGAACACACUAGCGCGCCGUGGCAUGGUUGUUGAAGACCCAUCUCGUGCAAAGAAGAUGGCGCGCGUUCUGGACUCUGUCCCUAACCACAAAUAA
This is a messenger RNA of Penicillium mononematosum, 3756 nucleotides long. RefSeq names its product serine/threonine-protein kinase. NCBI's taxonomy places the organism in Eukaryota, Fungi, Ascomycota, Eurotiomycetes, Eurotiales, Aspergillaceae. Bases 1 to 3756 code for a protein of 1251 amino acids. Gene Ontology annotation, molecular function: ATP binding; protein serine/threonine kinase activity. The transcript is spliced from 6 exons. Gene Ontology annotation, cellular component: cytoplasm. The record is from RefSeq and is a predicted model, not a curated record. Gene Ontology annotation, biological process: intracellular signal transduction; protein phosphorylation.